CUCCCCGCCCCGUUGUUCCCUCCCGACGUCAAUAUAUAUUUAUUCCCCCCUUUUUUUUUCCCCUUUCGAUCCUUUCUUGGAAGCGAAAUCCGAUGCGGACGAAAUGGGGCUUUUACACUUUAAUGAUGCAGUGGGAUUCGUUUCAGGGUUGUGUUGCAUGAUCUGAAUUUUGAAUGAAGGAGAAGGACAUUUUUAAAGAUAUAAAAGCUUACAUCCAUCUACAUGCGGUAAAAUCGGUGUCAGGCAGUCCUGGUGGGAUUUCAGAGUGAUUGUUAUCACUGAAGUGUCAGAAGAAGCAAUCUAUUUUUCCUUAUUAAGCAUAGUAGAAGAUUUUUCUUUAUUUUCUUAAAUUAAAAAAUUAUAUAUGCGCCUAUAUAUGUACAUAUAUAUAUACACACGCUCACACACGUAGUGUUUAUCUGUGUGUGCCUGAAACUUCCCCGAGCUCAGCCUCAGGCUGGGAGCCGAGGUGGGCUGUAAAUAAGGCACCACCAGCUCUUGACACUUGGUAAGAAUACCGCAGGCUUCUUUUCAAACAACACCUUGAAAAGCUGGUUUUCGGAUUUUUUUUUUUUUUUUUUUUGGACGAAGUAAUAAUAAUAAUUAAAAAGGAAACCCCAUUGCAAACUGAAACAACCAUGUCUGGAGAAGUGCGUCUGAAGCAGUUGGAGCAGUUUAUUUUGGAUGGGCCAACUCAGACUAAUGGGCAGUGCUUCAGCGUAGAAACCUUGCUGGAUAUACUCAUCUGCCUGUACGAUGAAUGUAACAAUUCCCCUCUGAGAAGAGAGAAGAACAUCCUCGAGUAUCUAGAAUGGGCCAAACCAUUUACAUCUAAAGUGAAACAGAUGCGACUACAUAAAGAAGAUUUUGAAAUCCUAAAGGUGAUUGGUCGAGGAGCCUUUGGUGAGGUUGCAGUAGUAAAACUGAAGAAUGCAGAUAAGGUUUUUGCCAUGAAGAUACUUAAUAAGUGGGAGAUGCUGAAGAGAGCUGAAACAGCAUGUUUUCGAGAAGAGAGAGAUGUGUUAGUGAAUGGAGAUAACCAGUGGAUCACAACGUUACAUUACGCGUUCCAGGAUGAAAACUAUUUAUACCUGGUUAUGGAUUAUUACGUUGGAGGAGACCUGCUUACAUUGCUCAGCAAGUUUGAGGACAGAUUACCUGAAGAUAUGGCUCGUUUUUAUUUGGCUGAAAUGGUGAUAGCCAUUGAUUCUGUGCAUCAGUUGCAUUAUGUCCACAGGGAUAUUAAACCAGACAACAUCUUGAUGGAUAUGAAUGGCCAUAUUCGAUUAGCAGAUUUUGGUUCUUGUCUGAAACUGAUGGAAGAUGGAACGGUUCAAUCUUCAGUAGCUGUUGGGACGCCAGACUACAUCUCUCCAGAAAUCUUGCAGGCCAUGGAAGAUGGAAAAGGGAAGUAUGGGCCUGAGUGUGACUGGUGGUCCCUAGGCGUUUGCAUGUAUGAAAUGCUUUAUGGAGAAACACCCUUUUAUGCUGAGUCCUUGGUGGAGACCUAUGGGAAAAUAAUGAACCACAAAGAGAGGUUCCAGUUUCCUGCUCAAGUGACAGAUGUCUCUGAAAGUGCAAAGGACCUCAUCCGAAGGCUAAUUUGCAGCAGAGAGCAUCGACUUGGACAGAAUGGGAUAGAAGACUUUAAGAACCAUCCAUUUUUUGCUGGGAUUGACUGGGACAACAUUAGAAACUGUGAUGCACCUUACAUCCCAGAAGUCAGCAGCCCCACAGAUACAUCGAAUUUUGACGUGGAUGAUGAUUGCUUAAAAAAUUCUGAGACGAUGCCUCCACCAUCACACACUGCGUUUUCUGGCCAUCAUUUACCAUUUGUAGGUUUCACAUAUACAAGUAGCUGUGUGCUUUCAGACCGCAGCUGUCUAAGACUGACAGCUGGACCACCCUCCAUGGAUCUUGAUGCCAACAUUCAAAGAACUUUGGAGGACAGUUUAGCAACAGAAGCUUACGAGAGGAGAAUAAGACGCCUAGAGCAGGAAAAGCUUGAACUCAGUAGAAAACUGCAAGAGUCCACUCAGACAGUCCAGGCUCUUCAGUAUUCAACAGUGGAUGGCCCAAUUGCAGCAAGCAAAGAUAUAGAAAUUAAAAGCUUGAAAGAAGAAAUUGAAAAGUUGAAGAAACAGGUAACAGAUUCUGGUCAUCUAGAACAGCAACUAGAAGAGGCCAGCACUGCAAGGCGGGAGUUGGACGAUGCUUCCAGACAAAUAAAGGCUUUUGAGAAACAGGUUAGAACGCUGAAGCAAGAGAGGGAAGAUCUUAAUAAGGAACUGGCAGAGUCUAGUGACAGAUUAAAAUCUCAAGCCAAAGAGCUGAAAGAUGCACACAGCCAGCGGAAAUUGGCAAUGCAGGAGUUCUCAGAGAUGAACGAGCGGCUGACAGACUUGCACUCUCAAAAACAAAAGCUUGCCCGCCAGCUCCGAGAUAAGGAAGAAGAAAUGGAAGUGGUGAUGCAAAAAGUAGAAAGUUUAAGGCAAGAGUUACGCAGAACAGAGAGACUUAAGAAAGAACUGGAAGUCCAAGCUGAAGCUGCGGCUGCUGAGGCAUCCAAAGACAGGAAAUUGCGAGAGCGGAGCGAGCAGUACUCCAAGCAGUUGGAAAGCGAAGUAGAAGGGCUAAAGCAAAAACAGAUUGGUCGCUCUCCUGGGGUAAGCAGUAUAGAACACCAGCAAGAGAUCACUAAAUUAAAGGCAGACUUGGAAAAGAAAAGUGUUUUCUAUGAAGAGGAACUAUCUAAACGUGAAAUAAUGCAUGCUAAUGAAAUAAAAAGUCUGAAGAAGGAACUACGGGAUGCAGAGAGCCAGCAGCUUGCACUUAAGAAGGAGAUCAUGAUUUUGAAAGACAAGUUAGAGAAAACCAGAAGAGAGAACCAAAGUGAAAGAGAGGAAUUUGAAACAGAGUUCAAGCAGAAAUAUGAACGGGAAAAGAUUCUGCUAACAGAGGAAAACAAGAAACUUUCCAAUGAACUUGAUAAGCUCACCGCCAUGUUUGAGAGGCUGAGUAUGAAUAACCGGCAGCUGGAAGAAGAAAUGAGAGACCUAGCUGAUAAAAAGGAGUCUGUGGCCCACUGGGAGGCCCAAAUUACUGAGAUCAUCCAAUGGGUAAGUGAUGAAAAAGAUGCUCGAGGUUAUCUUCAAGCCUUGGCCUCUAAAAUGACAGAAGAACUAGAGGCCCUGAGGAACUCCAGCUUGGGUGCAAGAGCUACAGACAUGCCCUGGAAGAUGCGCCGUUUUGCAAAGCUAGAUAUGUCUGCAAGGUUGGAACUGCAGUCAGCUCUUGAUGCUGAAAUCCGAGCCAAACAGGCUAUUCAAGAUGAGUUGAAUAAAGUCAAAGCUUCCUGUAUCUCUACAGAGUGUAAAUUACAAGAAUCUGAGAAGAAGAACUUGGAACUGUUGUCCGAUAUUGAAAGGCUGAAGAAGGAGACGGAAGAACUUAGAUCAGAAAAGGGUGUAAAGCACCAAGACUCACAGAAUUCUUUCUUGGCAUUUUUGAAUGCGCCUACCUCUGCUCUGGAUCAAUUUGAAAUUGAUUCAGUUGAGAACUUCACAUUAUCCAAUACGCCAUCACGGGAUGAAGAUAGCAAGUCUCACCUCCAUUCAAGAUCAAGGUCUCCUUCUACAGCUAGUGAAAUUGAACCAAUCGAGGUUACAGAUCAUCCUCCUCGGUCAAUUCACACACCAACCAUGCGGACAGCGUAUAUUGGAUCGGGACUCUCUGCACCAAAGCCUAAAGCCCACCAGUUUGUAGUGAAAUCGUUUAAUACUCCAACAAAAUGCAAUCAAUGCACAUCUCUGAUGGUUGGUUUAAUAAGACAGGGCUGCACUUGUGAAGUGUGUGGAUUCUCCUGCCAUGUGACCUGUGCAGACAAGGCCCCUGCAGUGUGUCCAAUCCCUCCUGAACAGACUAAGGGCCCUUUGGGAAUAGAUCCUCAGAAAGGUAUAGGAACAGCUUACGAAGGACAUGUCCGAGUACCAAAACCAGCUGGUGUAAAGAAAGGUUGGCAGAGAGCGCUGGCAGUAAUCUGUGAUUUUAAACUCUUCCUGUAUGACAUAGCAGAAGGAAAAGCAUCCCAGCCAAGUGUGGUAGUGAGUCAGGUCAUAGACAUGAGGGAUGAAGAAUUCUCAGUGAGUUCUGUCUUGGCUUCGGAUGUCAUCCAUGCAAAUCGAAAAGAUAUCCCCUGUAUCUUUAGAGUCACAGCUUCCCAACUCUCUGCAACCAGUAAUAAGUGUUCAAUCCUGAUUCUAACAGACGGUGAGAAUGAAAAAAGCAAGUGGGUAGGAGUGCUGAAUGAAUUGCAUAGAAUCUUGAAGAAGAACAAACUCAAAGACCGCUCAGUCUAUGUUCCCAAAGAAGCUUAUGACAGCACCUUACCCCUCAUCAAAACAACACAGUCAGCAGCAAUCAUAGAUCAUGAAAGAAUAGCACUGGGGAAUGAAGAAGGGUUAUUUGUUGUGCAUGUCACCAAAGACGAGAUAAUCCGUGUUGGUGAUAAUAAGAAGGUUCAUCAGAUUGAGCUUAUCCCAAGCGAACAGCUCAUUGCAGUAAUCUCAGGACGAAACCGUCACGUGCGACUUUUCCCUAUGACAGCCCUGGAUGGAAGGGAGACUGAGUUUUAUAAGCUGGCAGAAACAAAGGGCUGCCAGUCAAUAGUUUCUGGACAUGUGCGCCAUGGAGCCCUUACAUGCCUGUGUGUAGCUAUGAAAAGGCAGGUCCUCUGUUAUGAACUAAAUCAGAGUAAGACGCGUCACAAAAAGAUCAAGGAGAUCCAAGUCCAGGGGAACGUCCAGUGGAUGUCGGUCUUCAGUGAGCGACUUUGUGUGGGCUACCAGUCAGGUUUCUUAAAACAUCCCCUUCAUGGAGAAGGCAGCCCACACAGUCUGCUCCAUCCAGAUGACCACACGCUAUCAUUUAUCUCACAGCAGCCAACUGAUGCCAUCUGUGCAGUCGAAAUCUCAAAUAAAGAAUACCUGCUGUGUUUUAGCAGCGUAGGGGUUUACGUUGACUGCCAGGGCCGAAGAUCGAGACAACAAGAAUUGAUGUGGCCUGCAACUCCAUCAUCUUGCUGUUACAAUGCACCAUACCUCUCUGUGUAUAGUGAAAAUGCAAUUGAUAUCUUUGAUGUGAACUCCAUGGAGUGGAUUCAGACUAUUCCUCUCAAAAAGGUACGACCCUUGAAUACAGAAGGAUCACUCAACCUUUUAGGUUUGGAGACGGUUAGAUUAAUAUAUUUCAAAAACAAAAUGGCAGAGGGUGAUGAACUGGUGGUUCCUGAAACAUCAGAUAACAGCCGGAAGCAAAUGGUUCGAAACAUCAACAACAAGCGCCGCUAUUCAUUCAGAGUACCAGAAGAGGAGAGGAUGCAGCAGAGGAGGGAGAUGCUACGCGAUCCAGAAAUGAGAAAUAAAUUAAUUUCUAACCCAACUAAUUUUAACCACAUAGCACAUAUGGGUCCUGGAGAUGGUAUACAGAUUCUCAAAGACCUUCCAAUGCAGCGUUCCCCUUAUCAAUUCCCUCAUCAUCACUCCCGUCUGAUCUCCUCUCCGAGCAACUUUGAACACAUCUACCACAUGACUGUUAAUUCAGCUGAAAAAUUCCUCUCUUACGAUUCCAUAAACACUGCAUUUUCCCCGCCUCCGUGCUCUGCCCUGGGUACUCCAAACUUUAUGACUCAGAGGAAUCUUCGGCCUCAGGAAAGUCGGACCGUAUUCAGUGGCUCUGUCAGUAUCCCAUCGAUCACGAAAUCCCGCACAGAACCAGGACGAUCGAUGAGCGCAAGCAGUGGGUUAGCAGCAAGAUCAUCUGCACAAAAUGGCAGUGCAUUGCGGAGGGAAUUCUCAGGAGGUAGCUAUGGAGCAAAGCGUCAGCCUAUGGCAUCGCCCUCAGAUGGUUCCUUAUCCUCUGGUGGCCUGGACCAAGGCAGUGAUGCACCAACAAGGGACUAUGAGCGAGAGGACUCCGACUCGCCGAGACACUCCACUGCGUCGAACAGCUCCAACCUCAGCAGCCCUCCCAGCCCUGUUUCUCCUCACAAGACCAAGAGCCUCUCCCUGGAGAGCUCUGACCACGUGAGUUGGGACUCAUGAACUGCUUCAUCAUUCAGAUUUGACACUACAGCAGCUUGCUGUCCCCUUCACUUGCUCCAUCCUAACACCUUCACCAUCCUAACCCUCCUCAUUCCCCGCCCGAAAGUCAACUGGGAGCCGGGUAGAGAGGAAGGUAGAAGCUGGUUGUCUGCAGCACUGCCUCACCCUCCCUUUCCCAGAUUUGACAGCAGCGAAUGAGUAAAGCUAGGGUGUUGGUAAAUAUCAGAUGCUGUAGAUUUGUCUUAGUGUUGGUUUCAUCUUUUGCGAUUACAGCUGCUUUCAUUUUCAAAGACAUAUAUUUAUCCUACCCCACAAUUCCCUCAAAAGUAACUUAAAUAGACCAGACCAGUAUCGGCAAGAGAAAAUUUAGAGGGAUUUUUUUUUUCGUACAAUAGCUCAUUGUACUGUACAGAAGCAGCACAGAGACCCCUUCCCCUGCAUGGGGAAUGAUUGGUAUGUCAGAGGCACAUAAAAGCUUUCAGCCACCAUGUUUGAAUGUCUAUCUGAUUGUUGCCAGCAAAUACUUAUUGAUUAAGAUGAUGCAUAUUUUACUACACUACAGAGUUUAAAUAAAUACACAGAUGUUAGAGUAAAAUAUGUAUGUAUAUAUUAAAAAAGGAAAAAAAAAAAAGAAAAAAAAAAAGCAUUGUGUAUGCAGCAGAAGAUGGAUGCUUAUUUAAGAGAGCCUUUAAUUUAAGAUUUGUGUUGUCCCUGUUUUCAUACUCAAUGAUAUCCAGAUUUGGAGGCCUAGCCUAAAACCUUUCACAGGACAGAUAUUCCGUUCGCAUAUCAUUUGCUGCACUGCUGGGAGAAGCCCCUGCAGUACUUUCCCAACGUUUCUUUAUUUCUGGCAGUAGCAUCUGAGGCUAUAAUUCCUAAGCUCAUGUUAAUCCCGUCCUUUGCAAAAACGACAGUGGUUGGAAAGCGACCCCCUGCCCCAACACCCGAGGGCACCCAUCAGCCAGCUGGCCAUGCUGGGUGCUGGUGUGUGGCUGUGCAGCUGCGAAACCUGCAGUGGAGGUCCUUACAGAAGCAAGGGAGCUCAGUGCCACAGGAUUCAGCAGGAAAACUGUUUCCCUGGGUCAGACUUUGACCGGGCUUCACUAGGAAGGGAGCAGUCUUCCACAUGUCUUUCAUCAUCCCUUAACAGAAACCUGUUGUUACCAAAUAAUAGUUUAUAAUACACAUCAGCCAAAUGAGUGCUCUUACUCUGAAGCUAGCUGCUGCUGGCUGUGCUGUCACUGUAGCAACGACAAACCUUGAAGACUGACCUCACACUGUUCACACUGUGGCCGUCACAGAUGCCUGGUCACCCACAACUGCCGUGCGGGUAAGGUUGGUUUUCCUCUCCCUCCCAACCCGUGCUGUGGGUCUGUGCAAUUUGCAGUUGUUUCUUUGUGCUCACCUGCUGUUCGGUUCCAGUCGCAGGCCAGGAAGAUAGAAAGUAUUGCAGUGGAUGACAGAGGCCAGUGAGGUUGCAGAAAUAAGUACAAAGCUGAAGCUGGUCGUGCAGUCACCGGAAUAAAUUGAGAAACUGACGUACAAAGGGAUGGUAAGAGGAAGAUCUCUCUCUCUCGUUAGGUAGCAAGGCAGAUGUGUUUUUCAUUUAGGAGUGUUCAGAUGAGCCUCUUUUCUCAGUAGUAUUGUUGCUGGCAUUAUACUAUGACCAUACUCAAACAUGUAAGGGCUUUUUGUAUUUAGAAUACUGUUUUUUGUGGGUUUCAGAAACUUGCUAUGGCUCUUAAACCAUUCCAUAUUCUUGCAGUUAGCAGUAAUAUUGUGUUUCAACCGCAUAGAAAUGUUUGGAGUUUUCCAGUUUCUGUCUUCUGUAAUGGAAGUUAUAGGUAAGUUCAGACUGUGUACAGGUAUGAGCUAAGUGUGGAACAGGGGAUGAGACACAGAGAUCAUCGCCUGCACCAUUUUAUCCUGCUGGAUCUCCUCAGUAAGAUUUCUUUUUCACCCUGAAACACAGCUUGUCCAAGCUUAUCAGUGUUACAUUAGGACAGGAAUUCAACAUUGUUUUAAACAUUGUUUCAAAACCUGUCUCUCUCCAGUUUGGGUUUUUUGGAGUAGCAAAACGGUAGUGGUGGUUUGUUUUCACUUCAAAGCUACUAGUGUUGCAAGCCCGGCAUUUAAUACUAAAGGCCUUAGCCAGCAGAUUAGCACUUGCAAUCAAUUCCUUCUAGAACUGAUUUUCAUCUUUGUGAGGGACAGAGAAGCAGGGCAUUAUUGGCAUCACUAGAACUCCACAUCAGCUUCUUUCUACAGGCUGCCUAUUGCUUCCAGUAUAGCCACUGCUUUUCCCCACAAUUCCCUCCUUUUGGUGAAGCAUGUCCACACACUUCUCGAAGCCUUUGCAGACUAGUUUUGUAUUUACUGUAUCUUGUAUUUAAACAUUAAUCUUAUUUUGAUAUCGAGAGAAGGCAUUUAAACAAUAGUCACGUAAGGUAGAGCCGCCUGUGCAACACGUCCCCUGAGAGAGGGUCACCACAUCGUCCUUGUGGGCGUUUCUGUAGCUGAGUUCAUGCUCUGUCUGAAAAUGGAGCCCACAGAGCCAUGACACAGCAAACAAAAUGACCAAAUAUGCCCGUUUACUGUGUCCUGGUGCCUGCAAUCUACUGCUACUCCAACCCGCUGCAAACAGGCAUUUUCAGGCAGAGCAGAGGGCAGCUGUGUGACACAACACUCCACAGGAGGAGAGCUCCACAGGGCUGCACUGUUUGUGCACCACAGUUUCUAAGCCUGGGCAUUUUCCUUUAGGAUUACUAUAUUUAAUCGGUAGGUUGGUACUGUGCAUUUUGUUACGCAUCUGUUAAAAAGAGAAGCAGCAACUGUUCUCUCAGUUGAAAAGCAAAUGACCACAUCACUUAUUGGUAAAGAGAAAUGUCAUCUUGGGACUUGAAUAGCUUUUAUGUAUUUGGGGACCAUUUGAUUAUACAUUCGAUUUUAAACCAUGCUCAUCUUUUUUGUUGGCACAAACACUGAAAACAAAAGCGUUCUGUAGCUGAGCUUUACGCAUUGGGCUGGGGCAAGCAGCUCGGUCAUUUGAACUGUAGGACUUUUGCCUGGUAUCUCAAUGACAGUUGUCUUUUAAGGUUUGAUGUCUGCUGCUUUGCACUGUAGCAUUGUUUCACCUCCACAGUUUGAGGGCUGUAACUUGUCUGGGGAGCUUGAAACCUCCCCUUCAGUCUGUGACUGUAGCAUAUGUUCUGUGUACACAGUUAUGUGUCUAGCUGAUUUUUUCCUUUUGGCUGAGACUGAAGGUAUCUUGCAUUUAUGACACAAACAUAUGGGCUAUUGGUUUUUUGCUUUUUAUUGUUAAUUUUGCAGGCAACAAAGGAUGUGAAGAUUCAGGCAGCUACUAAGGACUCCAGGUUAGAGAAUGCAAAGGUUUGGUCAGUAGGUUUCCCCUGUGCGUGCAUGGACACAGACAUGUGCUUUCCUUCCACAUAUCCUACACCCAAAAGCAGGGUUGGAGUACACUCUGCUCCGUUCUAUCUGGCCUGUAGUAAACAGCCGGUGGCUCCGAAACCCAUCCAUGUAGCUGUGGAAGUGGCUGCUUUUCCUCUCUGUUAGCUUCUGCAGCUUGUUAGGAAUGCACGUUUUGCUCAUCUUAGCGAGUUUCAUAACUUGCUGUGCCUGAUUUGGUUCUGAUAAACUGAACAGCCACCUGUGUUAGUCUCAGGUAUGCAGCAGAGGGAAGUAAAGGGUCUUGUCGUAACAAAGAAGUCCCCAGAGCAUCGUGUUCUUUCUCAUUCCGUUUUAUGCACUUCGUUUAGUUUUAUGCAAAUACAUUGAAGGUCAAAUCUAUCACAGUGCAACUACCCCUACCUCCUUAGCCUGGGAAUCAAAGUGGCACAUGUAGCUUCAGCUGUGGGUUUGGGUUUUUCUUUUUACAUAGGAGUCAGUUGCUCAAAGGUAGUGGGAUGGUUUUCUGCACUAGCACCAAAGCACGCAGAAGGGCGCAGGUGUGUUCAGGCUGUGUUUGGCAGGUGCCCUCAGAAGCAGGCCUAUGGAUGUUCCAUGCUAAAUUCCAACUCUGCUUUGUCUUUCUUUCCAGCCGCAGCUUUGUGUAACCUGUUUUCACUUUGCGUUUAAGAAAGUCUCAUCCACAGGGAAGAAAUCCACAAACAAACCAGUGUUGGUAAUUCAGAGCAAUUAUACCUGCCUUUUUAUGUAUGACAGUUUCAUAUCAUUUAUUUUUAAAAUAUGGGAUUUUUUAGGUUUUUCAUUGUAAUAUUAUUGUACAGUUUUGCAUGGCAUAGAUGUAAUCACUUUUUUGUUUUAGAUUAUAAAAGCUGACAAGUGUGCGUGUGGGGGAAAGAUUCUGCUUUUUGCCUCUUCUCACUAUUUUGUUUAAUGCCCUCAGUGUUGUAGGGGACAUUGUAAGAGAUUCUCUGCUACAGAACAAUGAUGUAGAUUCUUUUGCACAGAAAUAUUUAAGGUGGAAAAGUCAACAAUGUAAAAAUGACUCACCACCAAUAUUUUAUGUUGGUAACACUUAAUAUUAACCUACUUUGAUGUACUGCAAUAAAACAGGGAACUGUUAGAAAUGAA
This is a messenger RNA of Centrocercus urophasianus (Greater sage-grouse), 10658 nucleotides long. It is a transcript of the gene CDC42BPA, whose product is annotated as CDC42 binding protein kinase alpha. Lineage: Eukaryota; Metazoa; Chordata; Aves; Galliformes; Phasianidae. The record is from RefSeq and is a predicted model, not a curated record. The transcript has 38 exons. Gene Ontology annotation, molecular function: protein binding; protein serine/threonine kinase activity; ATP binding. Bases 639 to 6101 code for a protein of 1820 amino acids. Gene Ontology annotation, cellular component: actomyosin; cytoplasm; cytoskeleton. Gene Ontology annotation, biological process: actomyosin structure organization; peptidyl-threonine phosphorylation.